ACCGCCUCAAAGUGUUCCAUAAACCCUUCUCCAGAUACAGUGUUUUUACAUUAUUAUCUCUUUCCUUCACUAGUAGAAACCCUUAAAAUCACUCAAUUUGGUGCUACAAACAUAAGCAAAUGGCUUCUUUUUGCACUCUAUCUUUCCCUGGGAAUUUGAACAUGGCAAUGGUUUCAGAUCUUCCAAAGAAUCUCCAUCUUCUUCCUCAUACUUUGAUGGGCACAGAUCUGCAAACCCAAUUUCACAGAAAGAUCAACCAGACAAAGAAAAGGUCUUGUGGUGGGGUUUGUGCAUCACUAUCAGAAAACGGUGAAUAUUAUUCCCAAAAGCCAUCAACUCCUCUUCUAGACACUAUCAAUUACCCAAUCCAUUUGAAAAAUCUCUCUAUUACGGAAUUGAAGCAGCUAUCCGAUGAACUUCGAUCUGAUGUGAUCUUCAAUGUUUCCAAUACCGGUGGCCACCUUGGUUCGAGUUUAGGUGUGGUAGAGCUCACCGUGGCACUUCACCAUGUCUUCGAUACUCCUCGUGACAAAAUUCUCUGGGACGUUGGUCAUCAGUCAUACCCACACAAAAUCUUGACUGGAAGAAGGGACAAGAUGCAUACCAUAAGACAAACAGGCGGGUUAGCAGGAUUCACCAAACGAUCAGAGAGCGACUAUGAUUGUUUUGGAACUGGCCAUAGCUCUACUACCAUCUCUGCAGGCCUGGGCAUGGCAGUUGGAAGAGAUUUGAUGGGAAGAGGGAAUAAUGUAGUGGCAGUUAUAGGGGAUGGGGCGAUGACAGCAGGUCAAGCUUACGAAGCAAUGAACAAUGCAGGCUAUCUAGAUUCCGACAUGAUUGUUAUUCUUAAUGACAACAAGCAAGUUUCCUUACCAACUGCUACUCUAGACGGUCCUAUACCGCCUGUUGGGGCUUUAAGUAGCGCGCUCAGUAGAUUGCAGUCGAAUGGACCUCUUAGAGAACUUAGAGAAGUUGCCAAGGGAGUAACCAAAAGCAUUGGAGGUCCUAUGCAUCAAUUAGCAUCGAAAGUUGAUGAAUAUGCACGUGGAAUGAUCAGUGGAUCUGGAUCCACUCUGUUUGAAGAGCUUGGAUUAUACUAUAUUGGUCCUGUAGAUGGUCACAAUAUGGACGAUCUUGUUUCCAUCCUUAACGAGGUUAGGAAGACGAAAACCAACGGUCCUAUUCUUAUACAUGUUAUAACUGAGAAAGGAAGAGGCUACCCUUAUGCUGAGAGGGCUGCAGACAAGUACCACGGAGUGACUAAAUUUGAUCCGGCGACUGGAAAGCAAUUCAAGUCGAGCUCGAAAACUCAAUCUUACACGACAUACUUUGCAGAGGCUUUAAUUGCAGAAGCAGAGGCAGACAAAGAUAUUGUAGCUAUUCACGCUGCAAUGGGCGGUGGAACGGGUUUGAAUCUCUUCCAUCGUCGUUUUCCAAGUCGGUGCUUCGACGUUGGAAUAGCCGAACAACACGCUGUUACAUUUGCAGCCGGAUUAGCCUGUGAAGGCAUUAAACCUUUUUGUGCAAUUUACUCGUCUUUCAUUCAAAGGGGUUAUGAUCAGGUUGUGCACGACGUAGAUUUGCAGAAGCUGCCAGUGAGAUUUGCAAUGGACAGGGCGGGAUUGGUCGGAGCCGAUGGUCCAACCCACUGCGGUGCAUUUGAUGUGACGUUUAUGGCUUGUCUUCCGAAUAUGAUAGUGAUGGCUCCGGCAGAUGAGGCUGAACUAUUCCAUAUGGUUGCAACCGCGGCAUCAAUUGACGACAGGCCGAGUUGUUUCAGGUAUCCACGAGGAAACGGAAUAGGGGUAAAGCUUCCAAUCGGAAACAAAGGCAUACCAAUCGAGAUCGGAAAAGGCCGAAUUUUAAUCGAAGGAGAACGUGUAGCUUUGCUCGGAUAUGGAACAGCAGUUCAGAAUUGCUUGGAAGCAUCUACUCUAUUAGAUCAGCGUGGCUUAAAAGUAACAGUAGCCGAUGCCAGAUUCUGUAAACCCCUCGACCGUAACCUAAUUCGUGGAUUAGCUAAAUCGCAUGAUGUUUUGAUCACGGUUGAGGAAGGAUCAGUAGGUGGGUUUGGUUCACAUGUGGCUCAGUUCAUGGCGCUUGAUGGGCUUCUAGAUGGAAAUCUAAAGUUGAGGCCGAUGGUUCUUCCAGAUCGGUAUAUUGAUCAUGGUUCGCCGGAGUUCCAAAUUGAUCAAGCUGGUCUGAGCCCGUCUCAUAUAGCGGCUACUGUAUUCAACAUACUUGGAAAAACAAGAGAGGCUAUAGAAGUUCUGACUUAAUCAUACAAAGAAGCUGAAGAAGGUCCUUCAUAUAUAUAAUAUAUAUAUACAAUAAAUCAUGUCUGUCUGUGAAGUUAUAUCUGCUUAAAUCAGUUUUUUUUUCUUUCAUGAAUCCUCCUCGAUUAGUACAAUAUAUCUCUAAUGAACACCCAA
Molecule: messenger RNA, 2432 nt
Organism: Impatiens glandulifera
Lineage: Eukaryota; Viridiplantae; Streptophyta; Magnoliopsida; Ericales; Balsaminaceae
Product: probable 1-deoxy-D-xylulose-5-phosphate synthase, chloroplastic
Exons: 8
Coding region: 120-2279 (719 amino acids)
Biological process (GO): chlorophyll biosynthetic process; terpenoid biosynthetic process
Cellular component (GO): chloroplast
Molecular function (GO): 1-deoxy-D-xylulose-5-phosphate synthase activity
Source: RefSeq, a predicted model, not a curated record